Messenger RNA from Linum trigynum, 2039 nucleotides. Lineage: Eukaryota; Viridiplantae; Streptophyta; Magnoliopsida; Malpighiales; Linaceae. The record is from the annotation of a GenBank genome assembly.
UUCCCCUCACCAAACGCCAAGAUUCCACCCUCUAAAACAAACGAACUCAGAAUAUUCUUGAUUCCCUCCCGCCAGCCUUGAAUGGCCACCGCCGCCACCACCAAAGCUGUCCGACGCCCCACCCUCCUCCUCCUCCGCCACGUCGUCCGCCACCUCACCUCCUCACCGUCCUCCCUCACCCUGGGCCAUGCCUUACCCGAACCCGACCCGGACGUCUCCCACCCCCACCACGCGCCUACUACUACUACCACUACUCCCCACGCGUCCCUAGCCCUGCAGCUGGACGAUCACCGGCAGCUAUUCGGCUCCGUCCCGGCUUCCAAGCUGCUCCACGCGUCCCUCGUCCUCCAGGUGGCCGCGUCGGAGCACCUCGUGGACCUCGGGACCCGGGCCAUGACGUCACGACUCAUGGACGUGGAGCCCUUCCGCCGGAUGGUGUACGGCGUGGUCCGUCGGACUUUCUACGAGCACUUCUGCGCCGGGGAGACCCCCUCGGCCGCGCGUGAGAGGGUCAGGGAGGUGAACCGCGCCGGGCUCCGUGCCAUGCUCGAUUUCGCGGUGGAGUACACGGCCGACAACGACGCGUGUGAUCGGAAUUUGGAGGGGUUUCUCGACACCGUGGAUUGCGCAGUCUCCCUUCCUCCGUCGUCGGUGAGCUUCGUGGUGGUCAAAAUCACAGCAAUCACCCCACUCUCCCUCCUCCAACGAAUCAGCGACCUCCUCCGCUGGCAACAACAACAACAAUCAAACCCAGGAUCAUCAUCAUUCCGCCUCCCAUGGCACAACCCAGAAACCUCCAUCCCAAUCUUCUCCAAAUCAACCCCGCUCUACCACACCUCCACCCAACCUCCCCACCUCACCCCACAAGAGCUCCAAGACCUCCACCUCGCCCGCACCCGCCUCCACAAACUCUGCCUCCGCUGCUCCCAAUCCGGCCUCCCCUUAAUGGUCGACGCCGAGGACACAAGGCUCCAACCCGCCAUCGACUUCAUGACCUACACCGCCGCGAUCGAGCACAACACGACCCACACCCCGGUGGUCUACAACACCAUCCAAGCCUACUUAAAAGACGCCAAGGAGCGGCUGGUCCUCGCCACGAGGUCCGCCGACGAGAUGGGAAUUGCAAUGGGGAUCAAGCUAGUCAGAGGAGCCUACAUGUCUAGCGAGAGGAAACUGGCAUCCGAGCUCGGAGUGGAGUCCCCUGUUCACGACACGAUCGGCGAGACUCAUGCUUGUUACGACGAUUGCGCCCGGUACAUGAUCGACCGGGUUGGUUCGGGUUCGGACGGGUUGGUUCUGGCCAGUCAUAAUGCGGAAUCGGGGAGGCUGGCUGCGAGGAAGGCGAGGGAGAUUGGGGUUGGGAAGUGGAAGGGGAGGCUGGAGUUUGCGCAGCUUUACGGGAUGGCAGAGUCGCUGUCGAUGGGGUUGAAGGACGCCGGGUUUCGGGUCAGCAAGUACAUGCCGUUCGGGCCGAUUGACGUUGUGAUGCCGUAUUUGAUCAGGAGGGCGGAGGAGAAUCGAGGGAUGCUGUCCACUUCCGCCCUUGACAGGGAGCUCAUGAGGAAGGAGUUGAAGAGACGAGUGAAAGCAGCAAUUCUCAGGACUUCGAAAGGCCAGGAGUGAAUGAUCAAACGAGAGGAUGAAUCCAAAUGUGUAUAUGAUGUGUUUGGUGUACUUUUUCUCGUUUAUGGUUCUGCUAUGUACAAGUACUGUUCUGUUUAGCUCUGCCGUGGUGGGUUAGGCAAUGUAAUUUAAGGAAAGGAAGUUGCCAAAUGUUACGCCAACCUCUCCUGUCAUCAUCAACGGCUCCUUUUGCACAUAUGUAGACGACAUACAAUGGAAGUGGAAUGUUGCUUGCGAUAAAGAGACUGUAACAUGUUCAGCACAAAAACAAGUUUAUCCGGUUGGGAAAGAAAUGAAAACGGUGUUAGUUGGGUGUGCAAUCAUAAUGAGGAAAUUUGUUACAUAACAAUGCAAACAUGGGAUUCAAGAUGGAAAUAUAAUCGAGUUGGAGAUUGCAAUCAAGAUGUACACAUUUG